Molecule: messenger RNA, 1607 nt
Organism: Epinephelus lanceolatus (giant grouper)
Lineage: Eukaryota; Metazoa; Chordata; Actinopteri; Perciformes; Serranidae
Gene: mtnr1al
Product: melatonin receptor type 1A like
Biological process (GO): G protein-coupled receptor signaling pathway
Cellular component (GO): plasma membrane
Molecular function (GO): melatonin receptor activity
Source: RefSeq, a predicted model, not a curated record
CGACUGCUGCCGCUGCUGCCGCCAGGACUCACACAGAUGUUUGUGAUUUGUUUUGAGCUCAGAAAGAGAGGCAAGCAAGCGCGUGCAUGAGAGCGCGUGCACACGUGGACAGAAGUGGAGCCUGCUGUAAAAACUUGACCUGAUGAUGAAGCAUCGUGUCUCUGUGCUUCAUCAUCAUCACCUGUGACCCGUGUGUCCUCUCUAAGUACCUGCUCACCGGUCACACCUUUCACCCGCGUGCACGUGCUGUUUCACCCCCUCUGCUUGCACCUCUCGCGCAUCGGUCUGUGUGUGUGUGUGUGUGUGUGUGUGUGUGUUAAAUGUUAUAAAACCACAUGAAGUCCAGCAUGUAGUGUGACGUCACCACCACCCACACUGUGACUCUGUGACCUGCAGCCUCCCCGCACAGCCGCGCGUGAUGCUGAAUGGACCGACACUCCGUGACCACGACCCGAUGCGACUCGUCAACCCGCGGCACCUCCCGCAACUGAUGUCCCUGGAGGACCAUGAGCCCACCCUGCUGGAGGGGACCCUGGGGCCCCGCAACGCCACACCGGCAGGGGAGGAGGGGGCCCCGGGUCCGCAGCACCAGUCCUUCCCCUGGGUGGUGACCCUGCUGGCCGGAGUCCUCAUCACCACCAUCGUGGUGGAUGUUAUCGGGAACCUGCUGGUGAUCGUGUCCGUGUUCCGGAACCGGAAACUCAGGAAAGCAGGAAACGCCUUCGUGGUGAGUCUGGCUCUUGCUGACCUGGUAGUCGCCAUCUAUCCCUACCCGCUGGUCCUGACCGCCAUCUUCCACGACGGCUGGAUCGCCGGCUACAUUCACUGUCAGAUCAGUGGCUUCCUGAUGGGCCUCAGCGUCAUUGGCUCCAUCUUCAACAUCACGGGUAUCGCCAUCAACCGCUACUGCUACAUCUGCCACAGCCUUAAGUACGACAAACUCUUCUCCAACAGCAACACCAUGUGCUACGUUGUCAUCGUCUGGGCGCUCACCAUCCUCGCCAUCGUGCCAAACUGGUUUGUGGAGUCACUGCAGUACGACCCGCGGGUGUACUCCUGCACCUUCGCCCAGUCGGUCAGCUCAUUGUACACCAUCACGGUGGUGGUGGUGCACUUCAUCCUGCCCAUCGGCAUCGUCAGCUACUGCUACCUGCGGAUCUGGAUCCUCGUGAUCCAGGUGAGGCGGAGGGUCAAGCCGGACUCGCGGCCAAAGAUUAAGCCACAUGACCUUCGCAACUUCCUCACCAUGUUUGUGGUAUUUGUGCUCUUCGCCGUCUGCUGGGCGCCGCUGAAUCUGAUCGGCCUGGCCGUGGCGCUGGACUCCAGGCUGAGCCGGGCGAUACCGGAGUGGCUGUUCACGGCCAGCUACUUCAUGGCGUACUUCAACAGCUGCCUCAACGCCGUCGUCUACGGCGUCCUAAACCACAACUUCAGGAAGGAGUACAAGAGGAUCGUCCUGAUCAUCUUCAAGUUUCACUGCUGAGAUGGAACACUGUGGUGAAGGCUGGCGGCCAUUUUUAAUUUCUGAGGAAAUAAAAGGCUGAAAAAGACGAACUCGACCUCGACAGAGAGGAAAACUGUUGUAAUGAAAAACAAAUCAAGGUACU